UUCGGUUCGAUCAUUCGUCGCAGUAAGUCCAACUCGCGUCGUGGUCGAGAGUCGAGGGUGGCGCAGAGCUUGGCCAAGUCACAGUCUCCUCACCUCUCUCUCUCUAAAGAAAUAACAAAAAAAAAGGGCGCGCGAGUGCGUUAAAACUAAUUUCUAAAUAUAUUUGUGUGUUAAUACCAAUUUGUGUCUGCGUUAAUUAAUGUCGUGAAGUUGAACGAAUUAUGCAAUUGGCCUCUUUGCCAAGUUGAAAAUCAAAUGAAACUGUUUUUUGUAAUGCGAGAAUACAAAGAAAAGUGAAGCUGACGCAAGGCUACAAAGGCUACAGCAACAAUAGCCGAACAACAAGCAACGGCACUCAAAAAAAAGCCGUUUUAAAACAAACACAAAUACAAAUAUAAAGUGUAAUAACUGCAACUUAAGACGUCCACAGCCAGACAGACAGAAAAUGGCGCCUGCAGCGACUGCGAACAUUUGCGUCAGCUGCGCACGCCAACGCCAAAGUCGACGCAGCGCCGGCGCAGCAGCAGCAGUGGCAACGGCAGCCGCUGGCAGCAAUGCCAUAUUGCAAAUUUAUUGCGCCUGGGCGCUGAUCACACUGCUUACAGCCAGUGUUGCCAUUGUGCAGAGUGCUUCGGUUUCCUUUGGUGGCCUGCUGUCGCAUCCCACAUUUAAGCCAUUGUGCAGCGCUCAGCAUGAGCAUUUCAUCGAGAGCGAUGGCAAAGAAUCUAGUCUCAUCAUUGAACUGAAACCGGGCACCUAUGGCGCCCAGCACGCCUCCUGUUCCCGCAUAUUGAGCGCACCGCCCAGCUACGGUUUCAUAGUGCGCCUCAUUUUGCCCAAGCUGCGACACGCCCAGCACACGGACAGUCCCAGCAACGGUCCCGCCUUUGGUUCCAGUUCCACAUCCACAUCGACAUCGACAUCCAGCAUUAUGCCCGCAAAGUCACAGUCCCAGGUCGGCCAGACGACCAACGCCGGCUCAGCGGCACUGACGGGCAUGUCCACGCUGAUUGAGCGACUCAAUGCAACUGCAGCAGCGGCGACCUCAUCUGCCGCCGUUGUGGGACGCACCUGUCCCCUGAAUAUUUUUAGCUCGCUGGAUCCGCAUACGGCUCAGUGGCGCGUGGAUCCCUGCCAGCUAGAAGAUACCGCACCAGAGAUGGAGGAUCCGGUGCGUCUGUUUCACGGACGUGUGCGCAUCGUUUGGGAGCAUGGACAGCAUUCGCUCAAGUCCAAGCUGAUGAUUACGGUGCUGGGUAAAGGGGAGCAGUGCAUGAAUGAGAACAGGCAUCAGUGCUUGAAGAUUGGCGAUGAGCCCAUUCUGUGCAUCUCCAAGGAGCUGGCCUGCGAUGGCAUACGCCAUUGUCCGUAUAGCAAUGAGUACGACAGCGAUGAGGACUAUGAGCUGUGCUAUAAACAGCGGCGUCCUGGCGCCGGCUCAUUGCCCUCGGCACUUGAAUCCGAUCUGUUCGAGCAGUUCGCACUCGAGGUCUUUCGCAAUCUGUUUGCCUAUGAUGCGCCCACUGCACCCGAGGAUCUGCCCCGCAAUGCCAGCGACAGCGAGUUAACUGCUGCUGCCAACAACAACAACAACUCGACAACGCAGCUACGCAAAGUCCACACCAAAGACAUGAAGAAAUCGGGCGUUGGCGGUGGCGAUGCCAUCGGUUCGCCCAAUGCCAUCGGUGUGGAGCAAUCGCCGGAGUCGGAUGCCAAGGCACACGAUAAUGCCACCGCUGAGAACAAUGUGAGCAGCAACGGUAGCGGCGCUGGCAGCGGCUUCACGCGUCGCAACUCGACGCGCACCGGCCUCCACUCGGAUCUGUCCAAGUACGGGCCGUGGGGCUAUCUAAUGCUCGGCAUGUUGCUCUGCGGCGGUGCGCUGCUCAUCUGCGGCCUCUGGGUUUCCUGUUGUCGCUUGAGCUCUCACAUUCAAUCCAUACGUACACUUACAGCAUCCGCAUCGCAGCACGCGGUUAACAAUGAGCGCGAAGCGGCGCUGGCCGCCGCCAAUGGAGUUGGCAUGGACACCGGCGGCACCGUAUCGCCACCAAACUAUGAGGAGCUGGAUCCACCGCCGGCUUAUUCGGUGCUCUUCCCCAAUCAGAAGGCCGCCAGCAGUAAUACGCUGCAUGCGCUAGAUGGUGUGGUUGCAAGCACAACAGCCGCAGCAGCAGCAGCAGCAGCGGCAGCAGCAGCAGCAGUCGCAGCCACACUUGCAUCCACAGUUACAGCAACAACCAGAGCAACACCAACACCAACACCAUCAGCAACUACAACAAUAACAACUGUAACAGCAACACCCGAACAGCAACAGCAACAACCACAGCAACAACAACAGGAAGCAGGAGACGAGCGAACAAACUAGGUCUAAGCUUGACAAUUAGGUCGCCACAGUGGCGCAUCUGGCAAAGUAGCUUAGGUUUAGGUUCCAACAUCUUUGACUGACUCUGAUGCAAUUAGUUUAGCAAAUACAUUUUUAGUUGUAGCUCUUAAGCGUAGGCCUAUGUUAAAUGUUUAAUUAUAUUCAUACAUUUAUGUUAACUGGUCAAUCCGAUCUAUCCCAAAUACGUCCCAAUGCCCGUCGCAUGCCAAGCAUACGCCGGACAGACAAAUCCUACAAACAACAUACAUAAUAUAAUAAUCCAAUCCAAACGAAUUGUUCAAUUGCUUGCAACUUGAAAAAUAAUACUUUUGCCUACUAAAUAAAUGAUUGUAAAAAAAUGUAUCGACAAAUUAUAACAAUAACAACGACAAGUCGAAUAUAUUUUGUAUCUUUGUUAAUGUAAAAUUUAAUGUGAUAUAAAUUUAAAACUUAAUAAAAAAAAAGAAAAA
Messenger RNA from Drosophila grimshawi, 2835 nucleotides. RefSeq lists its product as uncharacterized. The record is from RefSeq and is a predicted model, not a curated record. Gene Ontology annotation, cellular component: nucleus. Bases 446 to 2368 code for a protein of 640 amino acids. NCBI's taxonomy places the organism in Eukaryota, Metazoa, Arthropoda, Insecta, Diptera, Drosophilidae. The transcript has 5 exons. Gene Ontology annotation, biological process: regulation of transcription by RNA polymerase II. Gene Ontology annotation, molecular function: transcription cis-regulatory region binding.